This is a messenger RNA of Cyanistes caeruleus (blue tit), 2688 nucleotides long. NCBI's taxonomy places the organism in Eukaryota, Metazoa, Chordata, Aves, Passeriformes, Paridae. The record is from RefSeq and is a predicted model, not a curated record.
CGGCUGCCGCUGCCGCGCCUCCUCUCCUACCUGCGGGACGACGGGCUCUGCAUCCCCAAGGAGGAGGCUGCCUUUCAGCUGGCGCUGCGCUGGGUGCGCGCUGACCCCGCCACCCGUGCCCCGCUGCUGCCGCAGCUCCUGGCUCACGUCCGCCUGCCCUUUGUGCGCCGCUUCUACCUGCUGGCCCACGUGGAGAGCGAGCCGCUGGUGGCCCGCUGUCCCCCCUGCCUGCGCCUCCUGCGUGAGGCCCGCGACUUCCAGGCCGCUCGCCUCGACCGCCACGACCGGGGACCCUGUGCCCGCAUGCGCCCCCGGCCCUCCACUGGCCUCGCUGAGAUCCUCGUCCUCGUUGGUGGCUGCGACCGUGACUGCGAUGAGCUUGUCACCGUCGACUGCUACAACCCACGCACUGGCCACUGGCGCUACCUGGCCGAGUUCCCCGAGCACCUGGGAGGGGGCUACAGUGUUGCUGCCUUGGGCAAUGACAUCUAUGUCACUGGGGGCUCAGACGGGUCCAGGCUGUACGACUGUGUCUGGAGGUACAAUUCCAGCGUGAACGAGUGGACGGAGGUGUCACCCAUGCUGAAAGCCAGGGAAUACCACAGCUCCACGGUCCUGGACGGGCUGCUCUACGUGGUUGCCUCUGACAGCACGGAGCGCUAUGACCACACACUGGACAGCUGGGAGGCCCUGCAGCCCAUGCUGUAUCCCAUGGACAACUGCUCCACCACCUCAUGCCGUGGAAAACUCUUCGCCAUCGGCUCCCUGUCUGGAAAAGAGUCCAUGGUCAUGCAGUGCUAUGACCCCAGCAGUGACCUCUGGUCCCUUGUCAACUGCGGCCACCUGCCCCCCUGGUCCUUUGCCCCAAAGACCGUCACGCUCAAUGGUCUCAUGUACUUCAUACGAGAUGACUCGGCUGAAGUGGAUGUUUACAAUCCAUCAAAGAAUGAAUGGGAUAAAAUCCCUGCCAUGCUUCAGGUUCACGUUGGGGGUAGCGUGGCUGUGCUCGGUGGGAAGCUCUAUGUCUCGGGGGGCUACGAUAACACGUUUGAGCUCUCGGAUGUGCUGGAAGCCUACGACCCCGAGACACGAACGUGGAGCGUCGUGGGCCAGCUCCCCGAGCCCAUCUUCUGGCACGGCAGCGUCAGCAUAUUCCGGCAGUUCAUGCCAGAAACCACACAGGAGGAUGACAGCAUCACACUGGACAACACCAUCAGCUUGAGCAGGCAGAACCAAAACCUUCACAACCAGAACCUCAAUGAGCUGCCUUAGCACAGGAAGCGGCUUGAUGAAGUCCCUCAUCCAGAACCUGGGCUGCUUUGGGAGAAGGCUGAGGCAAACCAGUGCUUGGAAACAAAACCAUUCUGAUCACAGAGGGAGCAGGAACUCUGGCUGUUGGAUGUGAUGCUGUGGGCCUGCAGGCAGCGAGGCCUUCACUGCUUCCCUUGGCCCUUCAGGGCGGGAGACGUCACCGUGCUGCCCACAGGGACCAGAGAGCUGAUCCCUGGGGAAAGCACUCGUGGUGAAUCAUGCCACAGCACCACUGCUUAUGGCUUGUGAGCAGACACCUUUCACUGGGAGCUCCUUCACCCUGUAAUGCUUCGUUUGCCACCAAACUCCUUCCUUCAGUUUCUGUCUUGGGAGGCGUCUGUCUGGUAGGGCAGUGGUCUGGACGCCCCCCUGUAUUCUGUGCCUCGGAGGGAGACAGGCUUCCUGUGCACGUGUUGGGGUUGAAAGGUAGUUAUUUUAGGAUUUUUUUCUUCUUUUUAUUUGGGGUUUGCAUUUUUCUUUUGGCCUGCAUAAGAUUUGCCUUUAUAUUUGCCCAAGUGCCCUAGCCAGGUGGGCUCUGUUUAUCUACCUUCACUGAAGAGCAGCUGCGUGCAGUUUACUUGUGGAAUGUUUCUGGAAGAAGUGAACAGCUGAACCUGCAGUAGGGCUCCCUGAGAGCAUGUGCUGCACCUUCAGGAGAACCCUGAAGUGUGGCAGAAGCUAAGGUAUGGCUGGAUGCAUUUGCUUUUUUGGUCUUUAAAUUUUAGCUAGCAGAGAAAAAGUUUGCAUUUAAACUGAAUUCAGAGAUGGAAACCCCGUAUACUCGAUCUCUCUCCUCCAGGCUUGCCCCUGGAUCGAGGAGCAUCCGAGCCCCAUUUCCACAGCAUCAGCGUCCUCACAGCUUUACAGAAACGUGUUUUUCCCCAGUGCUGUGACGCUGCUGCACCCCUCGGCCACGGGGAACCCGGGCCGUUCUCCAGCCUGGAACACUGACAGUGCCUUGAGACCGCCGCGUGCCAGCAGGGAACGCGCAGAGCCCGGCGCGGCUGCCCCAGGGUGUCAAACCUGUGGACAGAGUAGGGGGGUGCAGGGGCCCACAGUUCGGGGCAGCUGCUGCUUUUUCGGGAGCAAUGGCCAAUUCCCGACGGCGCCGCAGCCCGAGGCAUUUCUGCUGAGCUAUAAAUAACGCACCCCGGCGCACGCGGCCGUGCUUGCUGCUGGACCCCCCAGUCCCACCCGCUGAGCAGCUACAGAUCUGUAUUUAUUUUUUGUAGAAUUCAUUGUGUUGAAUCCUCAAGUACAGUUGAACUCCAUCCUUUGAAACAAAGGCAUUUUACAUUUGCAGAUAAUGUAUUUUUAUUCUCAGUUUGUUUUUAAAUUUACUUGCAGCAGUCAAGUUAAAUAAAACCUGUUACACAA